This is a messenger RNA of Polychytrium aggregatum, 1672 nucleotides long. RefSeq lists its product as uncharacterized. The record is from RefSeq and is a predicted model, not a curated record. NCBI's taxonomy places the organism in Eukaryota, Fungi, Chytridiomycota, Chytridiomycetes, Polychytriales. The transcript has 2 exons. The coding region runs from base 400 to 1341 and encodes 313 amino acids.
AGCCGACAACCGUGCUUGGCAUGUGCCAAGCUCCUCUCAAGGACGGGCUGGGGUCCGCCAAGCAAGCUCACCCAAGCAAGCUCACCCAAGCAAGCUCGCCCAAGCAAGCUCCCGAUCCAACGGCCAGCACGGAGCUGGCGCGCGUGAGGUGCUUUCGCCAGAGAGCCAAGACAUUGAUGGGCUUGUCCAGAGACUGGCGGAUCGCAAGAGCGACAUGGUGCCGCUCGGUUGGAUCGGCAGUUCCUCGACUUGCCCACUUCUCGCAGCACCAGAGCGUCCUCUGAGUGAUUUGGACGAGGGCGACGGGCGCUUCUCGGCUGCUCUCGCUGGAGCCAAGGGAACUGGCCGAGCCAGCAACCAGCUGUGGCACCCAACCGCUUUAUCGCCAUCGCCAUCGCCAUGUCGGCGCUCUCGGAUCAGAUCGAGAUCCUCCAGUCCAUCUACUGCUCCGAGGGCGAGCUGGACGUCGAGCCUUCGCUCUUGGACUGGCUCCAAUCCCGCCAGAGCGGCUGUCCCGGCUCCAAGCCGUCGGUCCUGCAGUUUGCAGUCAACGUCCAAGUGCCCGACACAGCCGUCUCGAUCCGUCUCCACUGCCGCUGUCCGCUGCUCUGCCCCACGAACAACCAUGACGACACCGAGAUUGAGUUGGACCGGCCAUCGUUUCAUUUCGGGACCUCGGCAUCGCUCUCCCGGGAGCUGCACGAAGCCCUCUCGGAAAGGCUGGACGAGCUCGUGGAGCGCAUUUUUGCCGAGCGAGAUCCGAGCGAAUGCACGCCGUCCAUGAUGACGAUGGAGAUCAUUGCCUGGAUCCACGACGACGGAGCCCGGUUGAUCCAAGAGUCGACCCUGGCGGCAUCAGGGCCGCCGCAGGACAGCAGCCCAAGCCAGGACGCUGGCCCACUCGUCUUUGCCCGUGAAUGGGUUUACUUUCCUUCCCUGAGCACCAAGGAGAAGCGCAAGGACCUGGUGGAUUAUGCACUGCGGCUUGGGCUGACGGGCUUCGUCACUCCGGGAAAGCCAGGUGUCCUCGUCGUCGAGGGCCUCGAUACUCACAUCAACACAUACUUCCACGAGAUCCGGACCGUCAGCUGGGCCGACCUUCCGCCGGCCCACAAAAAGAUGACCCUGCGGCACCGAGACAAACAAGCAAUCUCGUCCGUCCGCGAGCUCGAUGCCCUGCGCAAGUUCAAGGGCAUGGUCGAGAUUGUCUUUGAUCUGCACGGCGCUCGUGGCAACCGCAACAGCCUCUUCAAGAUGGAGACCUUUCUGGCCGAGGCCGGUUGUGCCGACGCCUUUGGCAAGCUGUUUCCCGAGUUUGGACAAGAGCUGCGGUCGCAGUGACGUCGUUGGAGCCGUUCAUAUUGUCCAUAGACAUGGCCGUCGAGGCGGUUUGCCUUUUCCAAGUCCAUCAGCGAUUUUGUUUUUUGUUUUUCUUGCGUCUCACGGCUUUCUAAGUCCGGAGAACUUGACCCUGGAGAUGCAUGCAUGAGGGGAUGGGCUGGACUCUGCCGUAUUGCGCACAAGAUCCGCUGCCUUCGUCGCGGUCGCGGUCGCUGUCAUUGCACAGUCAAGAUGUAUUGACGUCAAAUACUGCAUCGAUAAAUAGAGGUUCACAUACAUAGUCCCCAAAAAAUAAAGAAGCGUAGGCAAAAUCGAUCAUAGAAAAGUUUUG